CGACUGACUGCAGGUAGUAGGGUCAGUCAGCUCAGCAGUUGAGAAACGUCACCGGAACAGAGACACAAACACGGUUUCCAGCGAUGCUUUGGUUUGAGGGCUCGAUACCUGAUGCCAUUAAUGCUGCCAAACAGCGAAAUUUCAUCUUUGUCGUUGUUAUUGCAGGGGAAGAUGAGCAGUCAACACAGCUGAUGUCCAGCUGGGAGGAUGGCAGAGUCUCAGAGGCAGCACAGAAGUGCUGCGUGGCCAUCAAAGUUGGUGCUAACAGCGAUGCCUGCGUGCAGUUCUCCCAGAUCUACCCCGUGGUGUGCAUACCCUCCAGCUUCUUCAUUGGAGAGAACGGGAUUCCUCUGGAGGUCAUUGCUGGGAGCAUGUCGCCUGAAGAACUGAUCAAGAGAAUCAACAAAGUAAAGGAGUUACAGAGGGGUACCAGGGAAACUGGAAGUGCUUCAGUCUUACCAGAGACCAGUAAUCCUGUGAAGACCAGUUCACCUGACAGCACAGCAGCAGAACCCGCCUCAGAUCCAGAUGGUGCUUCUGGGUCGACAGCAGAACCAUCCAGAGGGUUCCUGUCAGGUAAAACAGAGGGAAACUUUUCCAGCUCAGAGCCUCUUUCAGAGAACGCAUCCUCGGAUCAUGCUGCUUGGUGUUCAGAAUCUGAAGAAAACCUGGAUGCUAAGGUGGAAAGAUUAACGAAGAAGCUGGAGGAGAGACGAGAGCAAAAGAAGAAAGGAGAAGAAGAGGCUGAUAUUAGAAAAGAGAUGGAUCGCAGACAGUUGGGGAAAAACAUGCAGGACUUUAAGAGGAAACAGGAAGAGGAGAAAACCAAGAGGCUGCUGGAGGAGAGGAACCGAGAGAAGGCAGAGGAAAAGGCCGCCAGGGAGCGCGUCAAGCAGCAGAUCGCCAUGGACCGAGCUGAAAGAGCAGCCCGCUACGCCAAAACCCAGGAGGAGGAAGUGGCUGCCAAGCACGCCCUUCUACAGGCUCGGCAGGCAGACCAGGAGGCCAGGAAAGAAACAUUACUCCGAGAGCGGAGUACCAUUGCAAGGAUACAGUUUCGCCUUCCAGACGGGUCGUCCUUCACCAACCAGUUCCCUUCCCAGAGCAGAUUGCAGGAGGCCUGGGACUUCGCUGUUCAGGAAGUGGGGAAUCGCUAUGGACACUUUUCUCUUGCUACCAUGUUUCCUCGGCGAGAGUUCACCAGUGAAGACCUGAACAAAACCCUGGUGGAGCUGGAGCUGGCUCCCAGUGCUUCCGUCGUUCUCCUGCCACAGUCUGGACGGCCUGUUAACACGGUGGUCCAGUCUUCUGGACACGGGAUCUGGGCAGCUCUGGGCACACUGCUCUACCCUCUGCUAGCUGUGUGGAGAUUCCUCAGCUCCUUCCUGUUUGCAACCCCAGCACCGUCAGCAGCAGCAUCCAGAGGACCCGCCCAGCAGCGCCACCCACACAGCAACUCCGAACCUCCGUCAAGCAACACAAAGAGAGACGCCCCCUCCAAACAAACCCUGGAGAGUCGUCCCAAAGACUUCAAGAAAGAUGGUAAAAUCUGCAGGCUGAGGACUCAGGAGGACAGUGAAGACGACAACAACACCUGGAAUGGGAACUCCACCCAACAGAUGUAGUACACCCAGCAGCACCCCCCAUGAACCGGUUCAGGAUCAAACCCGACCUUCUCCCGGGUUCCAGGCCUGCAGCUUGCUUGCAUGCUCAGGUUUUCAGUGUCCGGCUUUGUGUUGAUAUAAAACAUGAUUCUGUCUCCUGGAUUAUUUUCUUUCCGUCAGUUUCAGCUCAUCUGGGGGAUCUGUGUGUAUCUGGCAACACAUCCUGUUAACAGCAGGAAACCCUGUGUGAGCCUGGCUUUCUACUCCUGUUCUGGACUUGCUGCGUUUUCAGUUUACGGCGGACUCGUGAUUUUUUCACAGCACUAGAAUGAAAAUGUUCCUCUUUUAAACGUAUGAAAUGUUUAGUUUAACAGCGUUUAGCUGCUGGCGAAGGAAAAUGUGUUGCUGCUCUGAGGUGGUGGCACACCUCCACCUUUUCCACUACUUACAGUGAGCGACUACUGUAGUUCUCCUCAUUCAGCCAUGAAUAAAGCAUCUUGUUUCUCUAAAA
Messenger RNA from Melanotaenia boesemani (Boeseman's rainbowfish), 2115 nucleotides. RefSeq names its product UBX domain protein 4 (gene ubxn4). The record is from RefSeq and is a predicted model, not a curated record. Gene Ontology annotation, molecular function: protein binding. Bases 84 to 1625 code for a protein of 513 amino acids. The transcript has 13 exons. Lineage: Eukaryota; Metazoa; Chordata; Actinopteri; Atheriniformes; Melanotaeniidae.